AUGGCUUUAAGAAAAAAUAAUAUCAUCCAUUAAAAUCUCUAAAUCAAAUCUUUGGUAUUUACAUAGAUUUUAUUCUUUCUAUUUUGGCCUAAAUAUGUUAAUGCUUAGACUAUACUUUUUUCAUUUAAUUUACCUGAUUUGCCAUCUGAUUGCAAAUAGGCUUUGAUUGGAACAUGGAUUUCGCCUGAUGAUGGAUAUGCAUUAACAUAAUGCUCUACAGACUGCUACCAUAAAACAAACAGUUCAAUAAUUAGUUUUUUAAUGGACAGAAGAAAAAAUAAAAGUGGUGAUAUGCUGCUCAACUAUAAAAUUGGAGGUCAAAUCAAUUAUUCAAUUUUUCAGGUAGACCUCAUAUAUGUAACGGAAGGUGAUGUUAAGUUAAAUGUUGAUAUUAAUUCUAAGCUAAAUUUUUCUUUUGCUACUAUAAAAUAUUCAUAUUAUUUCGAUUUUUAUCGGGAUCUGUAUUGUUAAAGUACUUAGGUAACAAAAAAAGCAUCAUUAUCUUUCUACAAAAGUGAUGCUAACAUUUUGGAUAAUAAUUUAAAUAUCCAUUUUGAAAAAAUUAGUAAUGAUUAGUCAAAUUAUUACCUACUUGGUAUUAAGGCAAUUUAAAUAUCAAUGACUUGCUCUAUAACAUGUGAAAUAUGUUUAAAUGAUAGUAAUUGCGAUGUAUGCAAAUCCGGCUUUAAAAAAAUUACUCUACCAUCAGGUUUAUAAGUUUGUGAAUAAAUUACUAGUUGCUCAUAAAACUGCUUUCUAUGUGCUGUUAGUAAAACUGAAAAUAUAUGCACAUAGUGUUUCCCUGGUUAUUCUCUUUAAAAUAAUUAAUGUAUCUCAUUAGAUAAACUUAAUAUUUGUAAAUCUUAGCCAUAGACAUACUAUGCAGACCCUAAUUAAUGUAUCAAAUAUAACUUAAUUGCGGCUUUUUAUUAUAAUGGUUAAUAUCAAAGGACAAAUUAGGAAAUCUAUUCUUCUUAUAAGUGCCCUGAAAAUUAAGUAGUACUAAUAUAACCAUAAUCUUAUUAUAGUCUUUAUUUAUGUGGCUGUAUUACUAAUAAUUGCGCAAGUUGUCCUAAUUAUUAUUGUUCUACAUGCUCUGAAGGAUAUACCUUGACAAAUAGUUAAUGUGUAUCAACUUAUUCUACAUUCUAAGUAGAUCAAAGAAAUCCCCAAAAUUGCAUUUCGAUUAACUCUUGUGUUGUUAGUAAUUGCCAAACUUUUAAUGCCUCCCUUGCUCUGUUUCAAACUGCUUAUAAUGCUUCAAUGGAAAUUAUUAAAAAUGCUAAUAAUGCUCACAAAAUUACUCUUUAUCUUCUGACAAAUAGUAGUGCAUGCGAUGCUAAAUCUAAAAUUGUUUAACAUGUGAUCCAUAAAAUAAUUAAAUUUGUUAAGUUUGCUAAACAAGUACAUAUUUAAAUUCAGAUCAAACUCAAUGCCUACCUUGCAGUGUUUAAAAUUGUUAAGAAUGCUAAAGUACAAACAACUAUCUUUGUUAGAAAUAAUAAACCUUAACAACAAACGGUUACAGUGUGA
Tetrahymena thermophila SB210 is the source of this 1533-nucleotide messenger RNA. RefSeq lists its product as hypothetical. The transcript is spliced from 6 exons. The record is from RefSeq and is a predicted model, not a curated record. Lineage: Eukaryota; Ciliophora; Oligohymenophorea; Hymenostomatida; Tetrahymenidae.